AUGUUAAGCAGAAAAAGAUCAGCAGAAGCAAGACUUCAUCGUAAACGUCAGCUCCAAUUCAAGAGAGCAAAGAAAUUGAAUGGACUGCAGAAGGAGAAUGUAGGAAAGACUACCCCAAUUAGUAGACAUGAUAAUGCUCAUACAAGAAUUCCACUUUCUACCAUCUCUCAGAACAUUCCAAGUUCCAGCAAUUCGGUUUUAACAACUUUGCAGAAAACUCAUGCUUCUUCGGUGAUCAGUAGUCUUGCAAAUUCGUUGAAUAAAAAACGUGCAAGAGUCGUUACUUGCAGGAACAUCAAUAAUAUAGGGACGAAUUUAAAGAAGAGAUUUGAUAACGUUGUUGGUGAAUGUGGUUCUACAUCUUCAAAAAACUCACCUUUACAGACUACUGAAAUUAAUGAACCUUUUGAAGAUGACAACGAAGAGGAUAAUAUGCAUGAUGAUUCGUCAGAGAGUUGGAUGGACGAAGAUGAAGAAGAUAUGGACAAUCAAACUGUAAUGGUCAAUGCACUACCAUCAGGAGAUUUUUACGACAUAGGUGAUCCAGUGUUUGAAUGUCCAAAAUGUGGUGCAAACAUGUGGUAUUUAGAAAGGAAGACCAAGUACCGGAAAACAUUAAAUCCUAAGUUCACAAUGUGUUGUGGGGAUGGUAAAGUUCAAAUUCCUCUAUUGAGAGAACCUCCACCGGUGUUACAGAAACUGUUGUUUGACCAAACAAACCCUGAAUCAAAACUAUUUCAACAACAAAUACGUCUUUUCAACAUGAUGUUUGCAUUUACGUCUCCGGGUGCUAAAAUGGACAACCGUUUUAACAAUGGUAGAGGUCCUCCAAAUUAUCGAAUUCAAGGACAAUCAUGUCAUCAUAUAGGUAGCAUGUUACCAUUACCAGGACAAAAUCCCCGAUUUGCACAACUCUAUAUUUAUGAUACUGAACAUGAAAUACAACAUAAAGUAAACGGAUUCAAGACAAAAGACAGAAUAGAUGUUGACAUAGUGAAAAAACUCUCUUCUAUGUUAUAUCAACACAAUGUUCAUGCUCAAAGUUUUAAGAUGGCAAGGGAUAUACUUUCCGAAGGCAAUGUUUCUGACCUAAAGCUCCGUCUCAUUUCCGAGCGACGCACCGAUGGAAGAAUUUAUAAUCAACCAACUGUUUCCGAAGUUGCUGCUCUAAUUGUUGGUGAUGUUGAUACUGCUGAGAAGAGGGACAUAAUAAUGCACAAACAGACUGGACAACUUCAAAUAAUAGAUGAAUAUCAUACAUCAUAUUUGGGAUUUCAAUAUCCAUUGCUUUUCCCUUAUGGCGAAGAUGGUUACAUGCCUAACAUUAGACAUCGCAAUCAAGAUUCCAACAAUAGACGUAACUCAUAA
This is a messenger RNA of Vicia villosa (hairy vetch), 1368 nucleotides long. RefSeq lists its product as uncharacterized. The transcript has 4 exons. Bases 1 to 1368 code for a protein of 455 amino acids. NCBI's taxonomy places the organism in Eukaryota, Viridiplantae, Streptophyta, Magnoliopsida, Fabales, Fabaceae. The record is from RefSeq and is a predicted model, not a curated record.